Paramecium tetraurelia is the source of this 1778-nucleotide messenger RNA. RefSeq lists its product as uncharacterized. The transcript has 8 exons. Gene Ontology annotation, molecular function: metal ion binding. NCBI's taxonomy places the organism in Eukaryota, Ciliophora, Oligohymenophorea, Peniculida, Parameciidae. The record is from RefSeq and is a predicted model, not a curated record. Gene Ontology annotation, cellular component: mitochondrion.
AUGUAGAAUUAUGAACCUCAGAAUUAUUAAAGGUAUAAUGAAGAAAUAAGUGAUUAUCUUUAACAGGAUAUUGAGAUACUUCAUAAAUAAUACUGGUAUUAGGCUUUAAAUAAAAACUGCUAACUAUCAGACUAACCUGAAAGGAUAAUCAAUGAAAGCCUUAUAGAAAGUGGUAUUUUGAAAUUCAUUUUUUUGGUGUCUUAAGUCUAAUCGUAUUUUAAAUAUAAAUAAAUUAAUUCAGAUAUGUUUUUAAGGAACAGAUUGCAUUCUCUACGCAAAUUAGCUUAAUUUUGCACAGCUGAAAGUGUAUCAGGAAAGAAGAGCCCAACAACUUAAGCUCACUAGACAAAUGUAGAGAGAAAUUACUAAUUGCAAUUCUCAAAGUCAGCAUUAGUGGACUUUGGAGAAUUGCCAACAGGGGAAAUUCCUGAAGCCUUGAAGUACGAUAGACCUUAAGCCUUGAAUUAAUUAGAGAGCGGUCUCAGAGUAGUGUCUGAAUAAUACAAUUCCCCAUUAGCUUCAAUUACUGUAGCAGUGAAAGCAGGAUCAAGAUUUGAAACUUUAGAAAGUUCUGGAGUAUCAAACUUCAUUUCAAAAUUAAACUUGAGAGGCACAACUACAAGAUCAAGAGAAUAAGUUGAAGCAGAAAUCGAUUAUUUGGGAGGAUCAUUAAAAGUGAAAUAAGGUAGAGAAUUAUAAACAUAUACCCUCACUUUUUUGCCUUCAGAACUUGAGAGAGCAGUAAACUUUUUGGGAGAUAUUUUGACAAAUUCAUUAUAUUCACCAGCUUAAAUUGAGGCCGAAAGAGAAGGAAUCUUUAGAGAAUCAUUGUUGCUGAAGCUGCUCAUUACACAAAUUAUAGAGAUCAUUAUUUGGGGAUAACCAACAGCAGGAAUUAGAGAUAACAUUCCAAAUGUUACAGAAGAAUAGAUUAGAUAAUUCCAUAAGGCCAAUUUUGUUGCACCAAAUGUCAUAGUUUCAGCUGCUGGUAAUGUUAAUCAUGAGGACUUUGUCUCUGCAGUCAAUAAGGCAUUCAAAGGAUUAGGUACAUCUGCUCCAACUGAAGUACCAAACUCAGAAAAACCCUAUGCUACUCCAUCCAUUAUGUUAAUUAAAGAUGAUGAAUUAACUAAUUUGAAUGUCGGUGUUUUCUUCGAUGCUCCAGGAUGGAAUCACCCUGAUGUUUUUGCUCUCCAUUAUUUCUAAAGACUUAUUGGUGAUUAUAGAGCUGACAAACACACAGGAUUCCAUUUGAAUUCUCCAAGCAGAUAAUAUAACACUAUGCAUUCACUCCUUGGUGGAUUACCAGAUGUUACAUACUAAAGAUGCGCUUAUUAUGCAUAUUCAGACACUGGUCUUUUUGGAAAUUACUUGAUUGGUAAUGAAGUCUUUGCAACAUAAAUGGCAUAUAUCAGUCAAAUGGUUUUAUCUGAUUAUGCUUCAUCUGUAGGCUAAGUUGAAGUUUUCAGAGCUAGAGCUAAAGUGUUUAAUGAAUUAUUGAGUUAAGAAAGUUCAGCCAAAUAAUCAAGAGAAAUUGCUUAAUAAGUUUUCUAUUGGGGAAGAAAGAAAGAAAUCUCUGCUCUUGAUGCUGGUCAUUUGACUAGAGUUGCUACUAGACACUUCUGGGAUAAGGAUAUUUCUGUUGUCGUAUGGGGACCUACUCACUUGUUAGAUGCUGUUGCUCAUUACAAUAGAUCAUGGAAGAGGAGCACUUUAGGUGGAUAUGCUUAACCAUACUAUGAGGGUUGAUUCAUUAAAUAAUAAAUAUAAAGUUUAUU